Messenger RNA from Dunckerocampus dactyliophorus (ringed pipefish), 2467 nucleotides. RefSeq names its product angiotensin II receptor-associated protein (gene agtrap). The transcript has 5 exons. Gene Ontology annotation, cellular component: plasma membrane. The record is from RefSeq and is a predicted model, not a curated record. Gene Ontology annotation, biological process: regulation of blood pressure; angiotensin-activated signaling pathway. The coding region runs from base 985 to 1497 and encodes 170 amino acids. NCBI's taxonomy places the organism in Eukaryota, Metazoa, Chordata, Actinopteri, Syngnathiformes, Syngnathidae.
AUCGGGAAGACCUGGGUUCGAAUCUCCGUUGGGCAUCUCUGUGUGGAGUUUGCAUGUUCUCCCCGUGCGUGCGUGGGUUUUCUACGGGUACUCCUCUCUCCUCCAAAAACACGCAUGUUAGGUUAAUUGGCAACUCUAAAUUGUCCAUAAGUGUGAAUGUGAGCGUGAAUGGUUGUUUGUCUAUAUGUGCCCUGCGAUUGGCUGGCGACCAGUAAAAAGAAGGUAACCAUUGUUAAAAACUAAAAGUUAAACUAUGCUCACUUUUGAGUGAACAGGAAGGUACGUGCAGGGCUAUAUUGUCACUUUGUGUCGUUUUAUAGCUGUCGCAAUUAAUUAAAAAGUUGUUUGGUAAAAUUUAUUGAUACAGUAUUUAAUUAAUUGUACACUUACGGUAAACCAAUUUUAGGUGUAACUUAAAUUUUGUUGGUCAAUAACUGCAGCCGUAGACAUUUGACAUGUCUGUUAUACUGUACACUGAAAAAACAAGCAAUUUUUGUGGGUGUCACAAAUAUGAAAAAUGUUGAAAUUGUAUUCUAGUAAGUGUGACGGUAAAUUUCUGCUUCUAUGGUUAUUAUCACUUUUUCUUCUUUGCCGUCACGGGGUACCUUCUUCACUCUAGUUUUUGUUUGACUUUUGAGGCAUAUUUUUUCCCAGAACAUUUUAGUUGAACCUCUAAAUUGUAUUGCUUUUGGUGUGUUUCACCAUACAAGACUUGAUGUGUUUUUCACUAAAUGUCCAAACGUUCCUGAUUGGUCAAAAAAAACAAAAAAAAACAGGUACGGUUGGUCAUGUUCUUGCAGGAGGUGGGGAAGGCAGCCGGGGAGGAGGAAGGAGUGAGGGUGUGUGAGUCACAUGGGAAAUAGUCAGGGUGCUGUCACAUGGUUUGUGUUUGCAAGCUGAGGCGAGGAGGCAGCUUCCUUCCACACAAAAGUUUGUGUGCUGUACUUUGGAAAGUGUCAGCCAACUUGGACAAGACGACCUGUUAUGGAAAUUCCUGCCAUCAAUCUGAAGGCCAUCGUUGUGGUGCACUGGCUGCUUACAGUUUGGGGGUGCAUGGCGUGGCUUCCCACCUCCUUCGCCUGGAGUAACUUCAGCGUCUUGGCCAUCGGUGUGUGGGCCAUCGCUCACAGGGACUCCAUCGAUGCCGUGCUCAUGUUUCUGAUCAGCAUGGCCAUAACCAUCCUGACAGACAUCAUCCACUUUGGCAUCUAUUACUCCCUGAGCGACCUGGCCACGGAGAAAGGUCGUGACGUGUUCCGCUUCAGCGCCGGCAUGGCCAUCCUCAGCCUGCUGCUCAAGCCCGCCUCCUGCUUCUUUGUCUACCAGAUGUACCGCGAGCGAGGAGGCGACUACAAUGUCAACUUUGGAAGUGAGGUCAUAAGCCGGGAAGAACAAGGAGGACGCUUUUAUUUCCUCGGGAAUUCUUUCUUUUUUUCUUGUUGUCCAUCUUUGUGUAUUCGUGUCUUCCCACACCUAGCUUGUGUUUGUUUCUUAUAAUCUCUUUGCGUGUAUGUAUUAUUCAUGCGUUGAGUCUCCAGGCGCCUCGUUUGUUUGUUUGUGUCUUUGAAUAAUAAUAAACACAGAGCAGCGUGAUGGCGCACAUUCUCCAGUCAGCCUCAUUCAUUGAUGAAUGCAGCCUCUUCAAAAGCCUCCACUGUUAAACUUGCUGAUUCAAGGUGUGUCCAGACCAACCUUUGUGAUGAUAUCAUUGUUACUAUUGCUAAAAGUGGUAGAUGUGAAUGUCAUAGUAAACAACAUUUCUUUCAAAUGGGACUCUGAACAGUGAACACAUUAAUAUGAAUAUAAACUAAAUAUAUAACAAAAUAAAAAAUAAAUAUACAGUAGAUCCCCACACAUUUGCAAUUCAGCGUUCAUUUUUUUUUGUGUGUCCAAAAAUAGGCAAUUUUUUGAGUUGGUAAUCAUUUAAAAAUAUGGGAUAAUACAGGUCAAAUGUACAGCACACAUGCACCAGUGUUAAAAAGUCCACCAUUUUUACAUGUUUAUGUCUUUAUGCUGCCGUGAUAAUAUUUUUUUCAUCAAGCUUGAGAUUUUCUAAAAAAAAACAUUUUUAUGGGCGUAUCACUUACUGGUGUUUUUUCACCCUUCACGGGUGAUCCCGGAACGUAACCCCCACAAAAAGCGGGGAUCUGCAGUACUGUGUGUUUUUCAAAAUUCAUGAUUAUUUUUAUGGAUUUUAUUUUUGUAACAAGAUACACGACAAUACUUUAGUAACUUGAGGAUUUUUCAUAUUUAGAAAUGAUUCUUCUUAUUUGUUGUUAUUACUAUUUCUAACAACGGUGCAUCUGAAUAAUAAUAAAACAAUUUAGCAAAUAAAAUAUGUCUUAUUUAGUAUUAUCAGGGUCACAUUGAGGAGAAAAAAAAUCGGAGAUUUCGAGAAUAAAGUCGUAAAUUUACGAGAAAAAAAUCGUAACUUUAUGUUACAGGCAUUGCCUGAGACAGCUAUGAA